This is a messenger RNA of Closterium sp. Naga37s-1, 1488 nucleotides long. NCBI's taxonomy places the organism in Eukaryota, Viridiplantae, Streptophyta, Zygnematophyceae, Desmidiales, Closteriaceae. The record is from the annotation of a GenBank genome assembly.
AUGGGCGGUGGACAGGAAGGGAACGGGCCGGGGAGAUGGGAAGCUUCCCCCCUCCCUCCUCCCAGCUUCCCCCCUCCCUCCUCCCAGCUUCCCCCCUCCCUCCUCCCAGCUUCCCCCCUCCCUCCUCCCAGCUUCCCCCCUCCCUCCUCCCAGCUUCCCCCCUCCCUCCUCCCAGCUUCCCCCCUCCCUCCUCCCAGCUUCCCCCCUCCCUCCUCCCAGCUUCCCCCCUCCCUCCUCCCAGCUUCCCCCCUCCCUCCUCCCUGCUUCCCCCCUCCCUCCUCCCAGCUUCCCCCCUCCCUCCUCCCAGCUUCCCCCCUCCCUCCUCCCAGCUUCCCCCCUCCCUCCUCCCUGCUUCCCCCCUCCCUCCUCCCAGCUUCCCCCCUCCCUCCUCCCUGCUUCCCCCCUCCCUCCUCCCAGCUUCUCCCCUCCCUCCUCCCUGCUUCCCCCCUCCCUCCGCCCUGCUUCCCCCCUCCCUCCUCCCUGCUUACCCCCUGCCUACUCCCUGCUUCACCCCUCCCUCCUCCCUGCUUCCCCCCUCCCUUCCCCCUGCUUCCCCCCUCCCUUCCCCCUGCUUCCCCCCUCCCUCCUCCCUGCUUCUCCCCUCCCUCCUCCCUGCUUCCCCCCUCCCUCCUCCCUGCUUCCCCCCUCCCUCCUCCCUGCUUCCCCCCUGGCUACUCCCUGCUUCACCCCUCCCUCCUCCCUGCUUCCCCCCUCCCUCCCCCCUGCUCCCCCCCUCCCUCCGCCCUGCUUCCCCCCUCCCUCCGCCCUGCUUCCCCCCUCCCUCCUCCCUGCUUCCCCCCUGGCUACUCCCUGCUUCACCCCUCCCUCCUCCCUGCUUCCCCCCUCCCUCCCCCCUGCUCCCCCCCUCCCUCCGCCCUGCUUCCCCCCUCCCUCCGCCCUGCUUCCCCCCUCCCUCCGCCCUGCUUCCCCCCUCCCUCCGCAAGGCUUCCCCCCUCCCUCCGCCCUGCUUCCCCCCUCCCUCCUCCCUGCUCCCCCCCUUCCUAUGCCCUGCUUCCCCUCUCCCUGCGCCCUGCUUCCCCCUUCCCUCCGCCCUGCUUCCCCCUUCCCUCCGCCGGGCUUCCCCCCUCUCUCCUCCCUGCUUCCCCCCUGCCUACUCCCUGCUUCACCCCUCCCUCCUCCCUGCUUCCCCCCUCCCUCCCCCCUGCUCCCCCCCUCCCUCCGCCCUGCUUCCCCCCUCCCUCCGCCCUGCUUCCCCCCUCCCUCCGCCCUGCUUCCCCCCUCCCUCCGCCCUGCUUCCCCCCUCCCUCCUCCCUGCUUCCCCCCUGCCUACUCCCUGCUUCACCCCUCCCUCCGCCCUGCUCCCCCCCUCCCUCCGCCCUGCUCCCCCCCUCCCUCCGCCCUGCUCCCCCCCUCCCUCCGCCUUGCUUCCCCUCUCCCUCCGCCCUGCUUCCCCCCUCCCUCAUAGAGCGCAACAGAGUUGGGAACAAGCUCAUUUUCUAUUCACCCCCUCUUCCUGCCUCCACCUGA